Molecule: messenger RNA, 713 nt
Organism: Dentiscutata erythropus
Lineage: Eukaryota; Fungi; Glomeromycota; Glomeromycetes; Diversisporales; Gigasporaceae
Source: the annotation of a GenBank genome assembly
UUCUAACCACGAAUCCAUCACCAUCAAAACCUAAAUUAGUUGAAGAAGGAAAUGAAAAAUGGUGUGGGAUCAAAAAAAAAGGAGAUGACAUUAUUCAAGAAGAAAUACGAAUUCUUUUGAAUACUCCAAUUCUAUUACAAGCAAUCAGAUUCAUUAAGAAUUCUAGUCGUAACUCGUCACGACCAAGUAAUUUAGUAUCUACCCCGCUUUCUUCUACUAUUUCUAAAAAAUAUGAAAUACGUCCUAAUGCUGCUGCUCAAAAAGCUUCAUAUAAAAAAAUUAAAACAGCAAGAAAUAAGAUUACCAAAUUCGAAUCUUUGUACAAUAUAGUUUCAGAUACUAGUAUUAGAAGCGAUCUUGCUAUUAGAAUACAAGAGCAAAAAGAUAUUGUCAGAACCAAUGAUAAAAAAAUCGAAGCACUUAAACGACAUGCAGCAAAUCAAGCCCGGAUAAUAGCUAAAAAACAAAACCAACUUGAAGAAGAAGGUAUUGUUAAACAAUGGGAGAAAUGUGGAAAGUAUUUCCCUACCUUGAAUUUUGUUCAAAAACAUAAACAGUCUCAACAUUCUGCUCGUAAAUCUCAAAAUUCUAAUUCAGCAACACAUGAGUUUAUAUACUCUCAACCCUAUAUGCUUAUAGAGCUAUACGUGUCUAUACAAAUUAAAGAAAAUGAUUUCGAAUAUAGCCUUUCUGAUAGUGAAAUGCUUAGAUAA